This is a messenger RNA of Pollicipes pollicipes, 2385 nucleotides long. It is a transcript of the gene Sec24AB, whose product is annotated as Protein transport protein Sec24AB. The record is from RefSeq and is a predicted model, not a curated record. Lineage: Eukaryota; Metazoa; Arthropoda; Thecostraca; Pollicipedomorpha; Pollicipedidae. Gene Ontology annotation, molecular function: SNARE binding; zinc ion binding. Gene Ontology annotation, biological process: endoplasmic reticulum to Golgi vesicle-mediated transport; intracellular protein transport; COPII-coated vesicle cargo loading. Gene Ontology annotation, cellular component: endoplasmic reticulum exit site; COPII vesicle coat.
ACGGCGGCGGCCUGGCCGGCAGCAUGGCGCAGAUGUCGCUGCAGCCGCAGCCGCAGGCGCAGCGGCCGGCGGCGCAGAACGUGCUGACGGCGGGCUUCAACCGCAUCUGGGGCACCGAGUCCGUCGACCUGAUGCAGCAGCGGCACAUCUUGCCGCCGACGCGGCUGGAGCCGCCCAAGGUCGUCCUGCCCCAGGAGCACCUCAACAACAGCAACUGCAGCCCCGACAUCUUCCGCUCCACGCUGACCCGCGUGCCGGAGACGGCCAGCAUCCUGCAGAAGUCGCGCCUGCCCUUCGGCAUCGUCAUCCACCCGUUCAAGGACCUGCCGUCGCUGCCGGUGAUCCAGUGCAACACGAUCGUGCGCUGCCGCUCCUGUCGCACCUACAUCAACCCGUUCGUCUACUUCAUCGACCAGCGACGUUGGAAGUGCAACCUCUGCUACCGCGCCAACGACCUGCCCGAGGAGUUCCAGUACGACCCGGUCAGCAAGACGUACGGCGACCCGAGCCGGCGGCCCGAGUGCAAGUCGUCCACCAUCGAGUUCAUCGCGCCCUCCGAGUACAUGGUGCGUCCGCCGCAGCCCGCCUGCUACCUGUUCGUGCUGGACGUGUCGCACGCGGCGCUGGAGACGGGCUACCUGCGCGUGUUCUGCGACACGCUGCUGGACGAGCUGGAGCGACUGCCGGGAGACUCCCGCACACAGAUCGGCUUCAUCACCUACGACGAGAGCGUGCACUUUUACGACCUGUCGGAGGGCCUCACACAGCCGCGCAUGAUGGUGGUCGGCGACGUGGAAGACGUGUUCGUGCCGUCUCCGGACGGGCUGCUGGUGAACCUGGCCAGCUCGCGCGACCUGGUGCAGGACCUGCUCACCCAGCUGCCGGACUGGUUCGCCGGCUCGCACAGCACCGGCAGCUGCCUGGGCGUCGCCCUGCAGGCCGCCUACAAGCUGGUGUACCCGGUCGGAGGUCGUAUCACAGCCGUGCUGGCGUCGCUGCCGUCGCGCGGGCCGGGCGCGCUGGUGCCGCGCGAGGACCCCAACAACAGGGCCGGCAAGAGCAGCCCUCACCUGGGCCCGGCCACCGACUUCUACAAGAAGCUGGCGCUCGAGUGCUCGUCCCAACAGGUGGCCGUCGAUCUGUUCUCUGUGGCUGGAGCCUACACCGACCUGGCCACGCUCUCCGGCGUGAGCCAGUUCUCCGGCGGCUGCCUGCACUUCUAUCCGGGCGUGCACACCGUGCACAACCCGGCGCAGACGGAGGCGCUGGAGCGCGGCCUGCGCCGCUACCUGACGCGCAAGAUCGGCUUCGAGGCCGUCAUGCGCAUACGCUGCACUCGGGGCCUGGCGAUGCACACGUUCCACGGCAAUUUCUUCGUGCGCUCGACGGACCUGCUGUCGCUGCCGAACGUGAACCCGGACGCCGGGUUCGGCAUCCAGGUGUCGGUGGAGGAGGCGCUCAGCGACACGCACACGGCCUGCUUCCAGGCCGCCCUGCUCUACACAUCCAGCAAGGGGGAGCGACGUAUCCGCGUACACACGCUCUGCCUGCGGGUGACGCCCAACGUGCACGAGGUCAUCCACGGCGCCGACCAGGAGGCCGUCGUCAGCCUGCUCGCCAAGAUGGCUGUGGACCGCUGCCUGGCGUCGUCUCUGCCGGACGCGCGCGAGGCCAUGGUCAACUCGGUGCUGGACGCGCUCGGGGCGUACCGCGCCACGCUGAGCUCCCCCGGCGCCGGGCUGGACGCGCCGCUGCCGCUCCGGCUGCUGCCGCUCUUCACGCUGGCCCUGCUCAAGCACCCGGCCUUCAGGUCGGGUCUGAGCACCAAGCUGGACGAACGCUCGUACGCCAUGAGCCAGCUCAAGUGUCUGCCGCUGAGUCAGCUGAUGACGUCCGUCUACCCGGACCUCUACGCCGUCCACCUGCUCAGCGACGAGGGUGCCAUCGAGCAGGACGAGCUGCUGAUCCCGCAGCCGCCGCGGCUGCAGCUGUCCUCCGAGUUCGUCGACUCGUCGGGCGUGUACCUGCUCGACUGUCUGGACACCAUGUACAUCCUGGUGGGCAGCCGAGUGGAGCAGCGCUACCUGCGCGCCGCCUUCGGCUUCGACAUCGCCGCGCAGAUGCCGCUGGACAUGGUGGAACUACCGGAGCUGGAGACGGACGACAGUCGCCGUCUGAGGAGUUUCGUCACCUUCCUGCAGGCCACGCGCUCAUUCUGUGCGGUGCUCCACAUCUUCAGGGAGGACAGCAAGCUGCGACACCAGUUCAUGGCUCGUCUGGUCGAGGACCGCGCCGAGUCGGCCUUCUCGUACGUCGAGUUUCUGCAGCACCUCAAGGCCAAGAUCAGAUGAGCCAUCCCAGCGCGCGCCUGACGAGACGGCGUCG